Molecule: messenger RNA, 1902 nt
Organism: Closterium sp. Yama58-4
Lineage: Eukaryota; Viridiplantae; Streptophyta; Zygnematophyceae; Desmidiales; Closteriaceae
Source: the annotation of a GenBank genome assembly
AUGGCGCACAGGCGGCAAGGCUGCGAAGCUUCGCCCCAGAACUCGUGGUGUCUACUCCUAUUGCUGGUGGCGUUCGCGACGGUUGUGUGUAACCAUUCCGCCUCCGCGGAUGACGCGACUUCCCUUCCCGAGUCGCUUUCCACCUACUCGAAUGUGGCGUUGCUGGAUCCGCGCUUCGAGCUCUAUUGGACCGUCAACAGCAGCGACGCGACCAUUCACAUGGCAGUGAAUGCAAAAACUACGGGAUGGUUCGCUAUAGGCAUCUCCGAGAUUGGCUCCAUGGUGGGCUCAGAUGCCCUCGUCGCAUGGGUCGCACAGUCUGAAGCCCGCGCCUAUGCGACGGAUCGCUUCAUCUUUAACAAGACGACUGCCGGAAUCGCACUCGACGACAAGCAGGACUGGCACGUGCUGGGCGGCAGUCAGACCAAGAACCAAUCCACGGGCGACACGUGGACCACCGUGCACGUGUGGCGCCGGCUGGACACGGGCGACUGCAACGACCGUCCAAUAGUUUCCGGGAAGCUUCACAACGUCAUCUGGGCGAUGGGCGCCACGGCUGACGUCAGCUAUCACAGCUCCGACCGCGGCGUGUCCGCCCUUGUGCUCGCUCCUGCCCCCGGCCCCUCCAUUAUCGCGCCCACGCCUCCCCCUUCCGCCUCCGCCUCCGCCUCCGCGUCCGCUGCGUCUGAUUCGCUCCGAGCAUUCGGGCGGCUGGCUGCGCAACCGCAGGCAGGGAAGCAGCAGCAGCAGCCGCUGCAAGAGAGCAUGCUGAAUUUCACGUUCACGAAUUACCGGGUGCCAACGAAUCACACGACCUAUCGCUGCAAGUUUCUUUGUCGCAUCAAGUUCCUCCAACCCCUUUCCCGUGCCCGCGACCCUUCAGCACCCAUCUGCACCGAUCUGCACCCGUUUGCGCCCCUCUAUCGUGUCCCCAGGCGCAAGGAGUGCGGCAGUCUCAAGGGCGCAGGGGCGGAUUUUGACUGUCUGCACGACACGCCGUGCGCCACCACUGUCGCCAUGUGGGCUGUGGGCGGCAGGCCCUUCACUUACCCGCCCAAUGUGGGCUACCCCAUUGGCCCUGGAUACUUCACCAAGUUCGUGCUGCAGGUACAUUUCACCAAUCCCAAGGGUCGCGCUGAUCUCAUCGACAACUCUGGGCUGUACCUGAAACUCGCACUGUCCCUCCGCCCCAUGGACGCGUCCAUCAUGCUCACGGGCCCUGUGGCCUACGAGUACCUCAUCCGCAUUCCCCCCGGCAUGCCCUCGUGGACGCAAGUCAGCUCGUGCCCGGGCGAGUGCACUACUGCGGUGUUCAAGAACGAGAGUGUGAAGAUCAUUGGAUCCGUGCUGCAUCUGCACACGCUGGGGCGACAGGUAGGGCCUCGCUUCCACUCGGAGCAAGCCACACGUCCCACCACACCCUCCCCAUUACCCCACAACCUCCCUCUUCCCCUCCCUCCGUUCGUCCCUCCUUCCCUCCCCGGUUCCCUUCCCUCUUUUCCAAUCUCUCCCCCGUCACAUCCCAACAGCGACUUUGCAUCGCAGCAGACCAUUCCCACCACACCUGAGUUCGAGCUGUUGCCAGGGGACGAGCUGCGCACCUCCUGUGUCUGGGAAUCUACUGCUCGCACCAACGUGACGGUGGGAGGGCCAUCAACGGAGGAUGAGAUGUGCAUUGACUAUCUCAUCUACUACCCUGCACGCCAGGGCCAAGAAAUGGAUAUGUGUUACGACAUGUGUGCAUCAUACGAGAACGGCACUCUCGGCAUGGACCCUAACAGCCCCACACUGUCCAAGUUCUACGCGUGUGGGCCCAACUUCAUCCCCACGUACCAGCCCUGCAAGAUCACCUUUGGUGCCAACACGCCCAUGGAAGUCCUCAAUGGCUGCCCUGCUGAGUAA